GUGACGAACCAACACACACACACACACACACACAUCUAUUCCGAUCUCCAGCAGGAGACAUAAAGACGGCUCUCAAACCAUGUACAAGUUUCUUUCUCUGGUUUCACUGCUGGCUGUUUUCGGGCAGUAUGUGAUCGCAGGAGGACGCUUCGAGCGAACCAUCAGCAGACCUUUUGGGUCGGUGCUGAAGGUCCAUAAUGGGAUGCGAUGGGGCACGUGGGGUCAGAAAGAAAUGUGUCCAACUGGAAUGUACACCACAGGUUUUAGUCUUAAGGUGGCAGGUAAAUGGGAAUCUCUGCUGGUUGGUGAUAACACAGCGCUCAAUGGGAUUCGUCUUCACUGCAUCAACCCGUCCAAAGGCUCAUCGGGCCCAUACGAGGACUACGCCACAGUUCAGUCCGACGUAGGAAGCUGGGGUAAAUGGUCAGAUAUCAAAUGGUGCUCAAGUGGAUUUCUGACAUCUUUUCAGCUGAGAGUGGAACCCUACCAAGGGACCUGGGACGACACGGCCGCAAACAAUAUCAGGUUUAACUGCAGUGGAAAUUCAGAAAUGCUGCAGGGAUCCGGGAUGUCGUGGGGCGAAUGGGGCGACUGGAGUGAGAAGUGUGGAGGAAAGGGAAUCUGUGGCAUCGAAACGAUGGUUGAGCAGCCGCAGGGAGUCGGAGACGACACGGCCCUCAAUGAUGUGCGCAUGUACUGCUGUGAUUGAACUGAUUGGUUGUUUCAGAAACAAAUCAUUUGGUGGAAUUGUUUAAUGCAUCAUCAGUAAACCUACCUUCAAGUAGUGCUUAGCUAGUUGGGCAGAUCUAAGAGUAAGAGACUUCUUCCCAUUCACAUUUAAAGGACAACAGCAACUGCAUAGAUCUUGAACAUACUGAAGAAUUUACUUAUGUAUUCCUCAGGUUUGUCAUGAGAUAAGUUUUGUGACUAGUAUUCAAUUUCUAUAAAGUUACUACUUGUGAUUUUUUGAACGGAUAUCAUUAAAAGGGUGAAAGAUGAUGAAUUUA
Carassius carassius (crucian carp) is the source of this 1007-nucleotide messenger RNA. Its product is annotated as vitelline membrane outer layer protein 1 homolog. The transcript has 4 exons. NCBI's taxonomy places the organism in Eukaryota, Metazoa, Chordata, Actinopteri, Cypriniformes, Cyprinidae. The record is from RefSeq and is a predicted model, not a curated record. The coding region runs from base 80 to 709 and encodes 209 amino acids.